UUGAGAGGCUCCGUUGCUUAGCUAGUGGAUUGUCUCAUGCUUAUGUCGCGCCUCGCAAGUGUUAGCGAAAGCGAAACCUGACAGUCCGUCUAGCGACUUUCGAGUGAACGGUGGUGUAUGACCCGAUUGUGUCUGGAUUUUUCGCGCGGUUCCGAAGGGGGGCCCUUUUGUGUGCCAAAAACACCGAGAUUGGAUGAUCAGUUUAUUUGUGUGUAAUCGAGUGAAGAAGCGACGAGUCCUGGGAUAACCCACAAGUGCAUUUCGGAAGCGGUGAUAUCGAAAAUAAAGGGUGGAUUUACAUGUGACUUAUGCAAUGCAGCGCACAAUAUUUUGAUUCUCCGAAAGUGACCCCCGGAGUCACAGUCGGACUCCUUGAGUCGGGCUUACUCAGCUUGGCGGUGGCGUUGAUUCUGGCGCAUGGCGUAAUUUCGGUUGGUUGGUGGUUUUCCGCCUUUAACCCGAAUGUAGAAAUGGUGAAAGAGAAGUGAAAACAGUGGGGAAGGUGCAAUAGGAUAAUAAAAACAAGUUUCAUCACCGUGUGAAGUGAACUGUAUUCUCCUCAGUUGACCGCUCCAUUGACGAAGAAGCAACCCAUCGCGGUAUGAAGUGUGUUCGCUUGGUUUGGUGUGUUGUUGUGAGCUUCAGAAGAACCUGAACCUACGCGAGUGGCUCCAAGUGACUUCACCUCCGCGAAGCCUCCCAAUGGAAUAUGCUAAUGAGAAGCAACAUGUCCGUAAAGUAUGAACGGUCAUCAGUUUUACUGUGCAUCGGAUUGAAGCGGAUCCUAUUCGAGGGGUGGCGGGGAAUAUUCUGAAACGAGAAGCCAAGGCAAAAUAUGCGUGGUGCAAUGAAAGCAGAGAGCUCUGGAAUGCUGUUUUCAGCAUAAUAGUUACAACAGUCGGAUGUGAAGUUAGAAAUAAGUGAGGAGUGACUGUGAAAAGGAAACUUUUUCGUGCAAUUAAUGUGAGGGAAACCCGAGUACAAUAGUGACAAAUUGCAAUUGAAUAAUUAGGGAUUCUGUGUUCCACUUUUUCAAAUCGCGGGAGAGUUUUUUUGUGGAAGUGAGAAAAACACCCGGGCAACUACUGUUAAGUUCAACGCUAACGAUCGAUUGUGUGUUAAUCGGCUGAUUAACACUGCAUCAUCACCCCUAAGACUCCGCUGUCCAGUGUAGAAAUCAUCGCGAGCUGCAGCACCGUGAUAACGAACGCAAGGCAGCAAAAAAUUCCAAAAGAGCCUUUAAGUUAUGACUUCGCUGCCGGUCCAAAAAGCGCAACGAGAAAAAGUUGCAAAACCGGAGUUGCUGAAAAAUUUCUUGAGCGAGAGAAAAUAAUAAACAACAACAAAAAAACCUGAAGAAAAAAAGAGCGAGAAAAAAGCACCUCGAAGCCUGGAAGAACUUCUCCAAACUCAAGCAGACCAACGAGCAGCGCAAAAAUCGCAAACCUCGUCGCGAUUGCAUAUAUGAAUAUGUGAAAAGCCCGAUUUCGACUGAAGACCACGGCAAAAAUCCAGUUUUCUGCGCGCUUCUCGAGCCCCGUCCCAGGCCGACCUUACCGCCCCCUGUCACCAUCCACUGCACAUUUUGACUCACGAAGAUCAAUUUCGCCACGUCUCGGCGCGAAGGGCGAGGCGAGAAGAAUCGACGCGGCUCCUCGAGUCGAAUCGAGUAAGUGUAUGCGCGCAGGCAGGCAGGGUAUGUCGCUCGGAAGGUACCUCGUUUGUUGGCCAGGGCACAUUCUUUCGCUGAUUUAUGCAUGCUCAAAAUAAGGCGCAUUUUAGCAACAAGAGACUUCCAUACCACGGGGAGGAAGAAAAAAGUAUGUGUAUCGGGAAGGAAGACGGAGAGAGAGGGCGUAAAAAAAGCGCCUGGACCGGUUGAUUCCGACGAUUGCGGCUGUGUUGGUUGUGUUGAACGUUGAUCAACUGGUUCUAGAUCGACAGUGUGGUCCCUUUUGGUCGCUUCUCUCACCGGUCAAUAGUUCUGUCUCGAUCACCCGGGCAGGAAUCUUGGACUGAGUCCCGAUCGAGGAUCGAGCAAGUGUGUGAAGAAUUCUUCAAGGUGACUUCUAAGCGCAAAGAACUUCAAGUGAAUCAUCAUCUUAGUUUCAAGGUAUUAUUUUGUCUGUAAAAAGUCUAAAAUAUCUAAGCAAAGUGUUUAAAAGAGAAACGUUUAGUGUACUUCGAGAAGUUGCAAAAACACUCGAAUCGGAAGAAAUAAGAAAGCGCGAAGAAAGUGUACAAGCUUUGUUGGAGAGACAAUAAAAAAAUAAAUAUAAUCUCAAACAGCGAGCGUUAGUUUUGUUACCCCUUUUGCUUACCAUUUCGUGUGUUUUAUCUUUUGGCCAGCUUUGCCCCAACAUUAGCAUACCACAACAUAUAUGGCUGGCAAUUAAUUUGCCUACCGCGGCGGCCGAGAAUAGCUCCGAAAAGUGUGUGUUUUCAUAGUGUGUAUACAAUUUUGAACGGUUUUAUACUUUUAUCUUUCAUUCAUCCCGCUGUCAUUUGGGCCAUUCUAUUAGUGGUCGGUCAUGCUGAAUGGAGUAGACGAUUCGAGCUUGGAACGCGUAUAAGUUUUAUCGUCGUACUUCACCAACUUCUCCACAAAAGGUGGUACAUUCCUACAACGUUUGAAUAUUGACAAUUUGAUUUUCAAGCCCAGCAAGAGGUCAACAUUGGAUCUGAAAACAAGUUACGGCUCCCGGUUGAUGAGGAUGGUUCAACCGUACCAACCAAGCUAGAUGCCAUUGCAUUAGCUCUACAUAGCCCGCAGAAAAGUGCGCCAACGAAAGUGAAACAGUUUUAACAACAGUGUGUGCGCGGGAAAGUUAGAAGAACCUUUCGUAGGUUAUUGUGCAGCUAAAAGAUAGAGUUUUUCAUACAUAUCGUCGAGCCCUUCGUUCGAUGUGCCCUCUCACGUGAAAGUUAGUGAAAUCGUGCCUUAGCAAGUGUCCAAACAGCGGCAACGACGCGGCUUGAAAACACCGAUCAGUUCUUAUGAGCCUUCCGGAUAGAAGUAACGGCAGGUUUCCAGCAGUUCACCCACAAGAGCUACAGCCGACGCACAGAGAUGAGUACAAAUUCACCCGGAACGCCCAAGAAAUGCCGCCUGAUACUGCAGCAGUGUCUAGCGAUCGAGCUGACCAAACCAGGCAAUCCACCGGAGGAUUUUUGGAUGUACGAUAGCGGGUAUACGAUUUUUCAGAAUUUUCUCUCGGCGAACCUGCAAUGCUGGUGGAAUGCUCCGCUGGCGGCCGCCACGAAAGUGCUGAAAUAUCUUGGCCACAUCGCCCCCGGAAUGCUGCUCAUAACGGCCGAACCGUGCGCCCUCGAAAUCAUCCGGAGUGCCCACGCGAGGAACGUCCUUAAGCCGCCCGCCACCUAUCUGAUCAGCUCCGUAGGUGACAUUGACGACUGCAUCGUGACACCGAUAAAGCAAACCCAGUUCACACCACUCACGGAGGCGCUAUGUGAUGUUAUUAUGGAACUUACGUCACAGGGCCAAUCGGCGACCAUCGAGAACAUCCGCAGUCGGUUGCGCACGAGGUUCACCCACAUUCAACAACCUUCGGUGGAGGUAAUUUACGACACGCUUGUGCAGCUGAUGCAGGAAAUCAAAAUCUAUCAAACAUCGAAGGGAUACUUCAUCGUCACCCCCGAGAAACGACGUAGCAAAUCUAAACCCAAUGAGUACGGCUUCGCAAGCGACGAAACAACACCACCCCAGAAGGAACCGAAAACUAUGCUGAUGAGUAGUCACGAUGCGAUGCGCAGUCUGUAUGGGGAAAUAUCGACCGAGCGGGAUGGCGACCAGACGCAUCAAUGCAUUCAAACCAAUCUGGCAGACGUUAUCUGUGGUGGCAAUCCGAACGAUAAAAUUCUUUAUCCGCGGAGCAGUAGCAGCAAGCAGCGAAAUUCCACCCUGGCAGGAAGUCAUAAGACGUUGGAACGUCGACACAGUCUUCGAAUUUUUGGUUCUUCGAAGAGACUCCAGCGAUCGGCUUCUACGAGAAGUUUGUCCAAGAAUUACUCCCAGACGAUGUCCAAGGAUAAUCCAGCCUCUGUGGUGACAAGUUCUAGCUCGGAGAACCAGUCGAAUUGUGAUACGAAAAAACAAGGAUCUUCCCAAUCUCUAUUGUCAAGGAUCUUCAGAAGAAGCACCCGUUCGAAAAGUAAAACUAAGCAGACUGAGACUUAUUCGGCCCAAUUUCCACCUCCAGAAUGGUUCAAUUCGAAAACAACGCAUUUGCACAGUGUUGGCACGCAAACUACGGACUAUCUCGAUGUUCCUGUAAAGUCUCGCCUGAUAAACUCGACCUUUUACGACAGCUCAGAUGUAAGCCAACGUUCACUUUCCCUACCGAGACGUCGACAUCACCGACGGAAUCUGUCCAGCGAGUCGACAUUCUUCAUAUCUUCCCGUGACUGCUCACCGGUUCGCCGUGGAAAGUCACCCUCCUACUACUGUGGAAGCCUACCACGCUCCAUCCAUUCCACUCCAGCCAGUUCAGGUUACUAUAAGGCUUCCCGGAGCAAGCAACUCUCGUCGGCAGAUAAACUGCACAGCAACAGCCAGCACAAAAUCGAAAACAAAGCUAGUCGAGUCGGUAGCGGUCCAUCCAGUAUCGACAGUGGUAAAAUGACCUAUGUCACCUCGGGACCAUCAAGUUUCGAUAGUGAAAAACUAUCAUCCACACGUACCAGUACCCAUUCGAGCCUGGAAUCGCACGUUUCAGCCGCCACGGUCACCACUACGAUUCAACAGACAACCACUUCCAGCUACUUCAUAGCCAACGAUACUAAACCUUCGUACGUGAGCUCCGGUGUAUCGAAGGAGUCUUCCCCACCAUCUGCAGCCUCGACAACAACCUCGAAGAGCAACCGCAACAGCAACCAUUACAAGGGAUUUGAAACGACCUUCGGGUACAACAACCAGGCCAUCAACAGUAGUAGCACAAACAACCACAACAGUAGCACUAACAAUAGCAAUCUAGUUAAGAAUUCACUGAAUGCACUUUGUAAUGAAGCCAUUACGAAUAACGGCAUUUUGGUGAAUACCAAUAGUAGUAACCUUUUAAAAUUAGACACCGAUUUACCGAGCACAACCAACGAGGUAGACUUCCGUUCACGAAACGACCAACUGUCAGCUUUAAAUGAAACCUUACUCAAUUUGAAACUCCAUCCGGAAACCCAGUCGGAUCUGCACGAAUUUAACAAAUACAAUAAAAAUAUCCACAAACAGGAACACUUUCCCAUGAACAACAGCAAAGCGUUGCCAUCAACGCCUCCGGUACAGCCAGCCAAUUUUUUCUACAAGAACGUUCUUAAAAACAUCCAACAUGACGCUAAGAAUAUCUGCGGGGAUCUUGCCAUCGAUAAGGAACUGGCCGGAUCGAUAGGGAGCAACCUGCAGCACAACGACCACCAAUCGAACCUGCGUCGAUCGAACUCCGAAAUAAAGAAGCUCAACUCGGGCCUUGAGCUAAAGAAUCAAUCAUCAUCCCCAGAUCAGAAGAUCAGUGGGUUGAUCGUGAUGAAGAAAAGCCUUUCCGUUUCCAGCGAACCGAACCUCGCCAAUCAGGUUCAGGAAACAAAUCAGAAGAUUCGAAUCCUGGUUAAGGACUCGGACAAGUCCAACAACUCGGACCGUCGGUUUUCCUUCCAAAGCAAAGAGGAUCCAAUGAUCGAGGAGAUGUACGACUUCCCCAGUUUGACCGAUCUGAGCUUUAACUUCACAUCCCUGGCGGCUCAGAAGAUUCUGCAAGGCGACACCAGUCUGAACAGUAUCGAUACCCUAGUCGAGCUUAAUAUCAACCAGGAGAAACAGCAGACCAUCAUGAAGCUGAAGAAUGAUGCCAGGGUCUUGAGUCAUCAAGAGUCACAAAAUCCGGGCAAGGUCGUUGCCGACUUUGGGAUGGUUUGAUGAGAGAACGAGAACGAAUAGUGUACAUUGAACCCAAGUAUAAGUGCCAAUAUUUUAUUAACGAACAAUUGUAACUGUAAUUACGAAUAUUUACUAAACAAUAUACAUAUGCUAUUAUAUAGUGAAAUUUGUUAAUUAUUUUUAUUGUAUAUAAAACAGCGAAACGACAUUUUUGGACGAUUUUAACAUGUGUAAACCAGGUAGCCGCCAAUACAUAGAAUGAGAAUGUAUACUGUACUGUGGUAAAUAAUGCUUAACACACUGAGAAAAAUCAACGCCAGAAUACGAAAUCGAGCGAUCUACAUUUUCUGUAUAAGAAUGUGCAAAAACUUGACUGCAAUAAAACCUAAUUAAUCCCUAAA
Messenger RNA from Toxorhynchites rutilus septentrionalis, 6285 nucleotides. RefSeq lists its product as uncharacterized. The record is from RefSeq and is a predicted model, not a curated record. The transcript is spliced from 12 exons. Gene Ontology annotation, biological process: positive regulation of transcription by RNA polymerase II. Gene Ontology annotation, molecular function: DNA-binding transcription activator activity, RNA polymerase II-specific; RNA polymerase II transcription regulatory region sequence-specific DNA binding. The coding region runs from base 3071 to 5923 and encodes 950 amino acids. Gene Ontology annotation, cellular component: cytoplasm; nucleus. NCBI's taxonomy places the organism in Eukaryota, Metazoa, Arthropoda, Insecta, Diptera, Culicidae.